This is a messenger RNA of Schistocerca americana (American grasshopper), 2146 nucleotides long. It is a transcript of the gene Usp14, whose product is annotated as ubiquitin carboxyl-terminal hydrolase 14. NCBI's taxonomy places the organism in Eukaryota, Metazoa, Arthropoda, Insecta, Orthoptera, Acrididae. The record is from RefSeq and is a predicted model, not a curated record. The transcript has 11 exons. Gene Ontology annotation, biological process: protein deubiquitination; proteasome-mediated ubiquitin-dependent protein catabolic process; regulation of proteasomal protein catabolic process. Bases 166 to 1665 code for a protein of 499 amino acids. Gene Ontology annotation, molecular function: protein binding; proteasome binding; cysteine-type deubiquitinase activity.
GCGAAGCUACAUCUCUGGAAGUGACUGAUGAAUUUUGUGUUGUGGUGUGUGUUUAGAAAUGAAAUACUGACCCCGUAAGCAUUGUCACUUCAGUGUCUCUUGUUUGUGCAGCGGGGGUGUGAAAAUAUUCGAUUAUCGUAAUUGCUUGCUACACUCAUUUUUGUAAUGCCAACUUACAAAGUGAAAGUGAAGUGGGGUAAGGAGACAUACACUGAUGUUGAAGUCAACACAGAUGAAGAUCCUCUGGUGUUCAAAGCACAGAUAUUUGCCUUAACAGGCGUUCAGCCUGAGCGACAAAAGGUAAUGGUGAAAGGCACAACAUUAAAAGAUGGUGAUUGGGGAAAUACAAAAUUAAGAGAUGGUGCAACUAUAUUGUUGAUGGGCAGCAAAGAAGAGGAUGUUCCAGUAGAGCCUACAGAAAAGCCAUUGUUUGUAGAGGAUAUGAAUGAAAGUGAACUAGCAUCUGCACUCGACUUGCCUGCGGGUCUGACUAAUCUUGGCAAUACUUGUUAUAUGAAUGCAACAGUGCAGUGCCUCAAGACUGUCCCUGAGCUACGAGAGGCACUGAGGGACUUCAAGGGAGGUGUGACAUUAUCUGGGGAAAUGAUUCCUGCACAGUCAAUUACUGCAGCUCUUAGAGAUUUGUAUGAGUCAAUGGAGAAGGGAGCCACUAUUCCUCCUAUACUAUUGUUGGAAGUGUUACACAUGGCUUUUCCUCGGUUUGCUGAGAAAAGUGAACAUGGGGGCUUUACUCAACAAGAUGCUAAUGAGUGUUGGACAGAAAUGGUGAGAAUGUUGCAGCAGAAGCUACCACCAAAGACAGCUGAAGGCCAAACUUCUACUUUCAAGUCACUGGUAGACCAGUACUUUGGUGGUACCUUUGAUGUUGAAUUGAAGUGUACAGAGUCUGAAGAUGAACCUCCAAGUCACAGCAUAGAAAACUUUCUGCAGCUGAGUUGCUUCAUAUCGCAAGAUGUCCGAUACAUGCAUUCAGGCUUAAGAUCUAAAAUGCAAGAACAGAUUACAAAACUUUCUCCCUCUUUGCAACGAGAUGCAGUCUACACUAAGACAUCUAAAAUCAGCAGGCUUCCAGCAUACCUAACCGUGCAGUUUGUGAGGUUUUAUUAUAAAGAAAGAGAAGCAAUAAAUGCCAAAAUUUUGAAAGACGUUAAGUUUCCUUUGGAUUUUGAUGCGUUUGAGCUGUGCACACCUGAACUUCAACAAAAAUUGACACCCAUGCGCUCCAAAUUUAAGGAAUAUGAAGAUAAGCGAGUGGAAGAAUCACAGGCUGACAAGACGGAUAAAGGAGGCGAUGGGGAGAAAGCGAAAAUGAAGGCUGUGCCAUUUUGGUUUGAAAAUGAUCUUGGUUCCAACAAUUCUGGAUACUACACGCUGCAGGCAGUUUUGACUCAUAGAGGCCGUUCCAGUUCUAGUGGCCACUAUGUCGCAUGGGUGAGACAGAAGGAAGAUACAUGGAUCAAGUGUGAUGACGACACAGUCUCACCAGUUACAUCAGAUGAUGUCCUGAAACUGUCUGGAGGAGGUGAUUGGCACUGUGCAUAUGUUUUGCUGUACGGUCCCCGUAUAUUAGAAGUUCCUGCUGAAGAAUCAGAAACCUCUGCUUCUUCUUCAUCUUCUGUUAACACGCCAUCUGUUCUUCUUUAAUUUGAAACUUGAACGCAAACAUUAGUGAAAAAUGUUUAUAAUCAACAAAGAAAAGAAACUGCAUAACAGUGGAAAUCGCGUCUCUGAACUUCAUUUUUUAUGUGCUUGUUUUGAAAGUGAGUGUGGUACCAAUGAAAUUUCAUAGAAACUAAACAUUGAGAAAGUUUUAAGUGUGCCAUUUCUUAAAUAUAUUGUCAGUUUUCCAUAUUCUUAAUGUUUUCUAAAUUGUUUAUUGACUUGCCUGCAUUUAUCCUUUGGUUGCCCUUCAUUACUAAACUGCUUUGUUGAUGGAGUUACUGCUAGCAUCUCUGCCUGCUGAGGCCUAAGUGUUCAAUUGGGGCUAUCCAGUAUGUUGGGCAUCAAACUUUGUGGCAAACUGGGCACAUUCAUCUGUGUGUAUAAAUUAUUAUUUGGUCUUGUAAGAGCAGUUUCGUUGUCAUGUCUGUGAUUGUAAUGCAAUACAGUGAACUGAAAACUGAAA